This is a messenger RNA of Nanorana parkeri, 2444 nucleotides long. Its product is annotated as thimet oligopeptidase-like. Gene Ontology annotation, molecular function: metalloendopeptidase activity. Gene Ontology annotation, cellular component: mitochondrial intermembrane space. Gene Ontology annotation, biological process: peptide metabolic process; proteolysis. Lineage: Eukaryota; Metazoa; Chordata; Amphibia; Anura; Dicroglossidae. The record is from RefSeq and is a predicted model, not a curated record. Bases 16 to 2025 code for a protein of 669 amino acids. The transcript is spliced from 13 exons.
UUUGUAGGUCAUAUAAUGGAGUUGCAACUCAGAAAUGAAGAGAACCGUCUCAGAUGGGAUCUAACUCCAGAACAGAUACGGCUAAAGACUACUGAGCUCAUUGAGAAAACCAAAUGCGUUUAUGAUAUUGUGGGAUGUCUUGAUAUAGGCUGUGUCACAUAUGAAAACACCUUAAAAGCUUUGGCUGAUGUAGAAGUUGAAUAUGCAGUUCAGAGAAGUAUCCUGGAUUUCCCUCAGCACGUGUCUACAAAUAAAGAUGUCCGGACUGCAAGCACUGAAGCCGAUAAGAAAUUGUCUGAAUUUGAUGUAGAGAAAAGUAUGAGAGAAGACGUCUAUAAAAGGAUGCAUCGCUGCCAUGGAACAAGGUUCCUAAAAUUGAUGCAUCCAGAGGCAAAGAGGCUCUUGGAAAGGUUGAUUAAAUUGGGUCAGAGAAAUGGCUUAAAUCUUUCAUCUGAGUUGCAACAGAAAAUUAAGGAUAUUAAGAAAAAGAUGAGUUCCCUUUCCAUUGACUUCAGCAAGAAUUUAAAUGAAGACAUCACAUUUCUGGCUUUCACCAGGGAAGAGCUAGGAGGUCUUCCUGAUGACUUUUUGAAUUCCCUGGAGAAAGAUGAAGAUGGAAAACUAAAGGUUACUUUAAAAUAUCCUCAUUAUUUCCCACUGAUGAAAAAAUGCUUUGUUCCUGAGACACGGAGAAAAGUGGAGUUGGCUUUUAACUGCCGCUGUAAAGAGGAGAACAACAAAAUUCUUUGCGAACUUGUUAAGCUAAGGGAAGAGAAAAGCAGUUUACUUGGCUUUGACACACAUGCAGAUUUUAUAUUGGAGAUGAACAUGGCAAAGAACAGCAAAACCGUGGCAUGCUUUUUGGAUGAAUUAUCCCAAAAGCUGAAACUUUUGGGAGAGCAGGAAAGAGCUGUUAUGUUGGAACUCAAGAGGAAGGAGUGUGAGAAGAGAGGUCUUGAAUUUGAUGGCCAGAUUAAUGCCUGGGACAUGAGGUACUUUAUGAACCAGGUAGAGGAGACCACAUAUAGUGUGGACCAAAAUCUUCUAAAAGAGUAUUUUCCAAUGGAAGUGGUGACUUCUGGCCUGCUGAAUAUUUAUCAAGAGCUGCUAGGCCUGACCUUUGAGCUGGAGAAGGGUGCUCCUGUGUGGCAUGAAGAUGUUUCCUUGUUCUCUGUGAAAGAUGCAGCAACUGGACAGUUUCUAGGAAAAUUCUAUCUUGACUUGUACCCUCGUGAGGGAAAGUAUUCACAUGCAGCAUGCUUUGGGCUGCAACCAGGAUGUCUUUUACCUGAUGGCACAAGACAGAUAUCAGUGGCUGCCAUGGUUGCCAACUUCACCAAACCCACACAGGAUGCUCCAUCUCUUCUACAGCAUGAUGAAGUAGAGACAUACUUCCAUGAAUUUGGUCAUGUAAUGCAUCAGCUUUGCUCCCAGGCAGAUUUCGCAAUGUUUAGUGGAACACAUGUUGAGAGAGAUUUUGUUGAAGCACCAUCUCAAAUGCUGGAAAAUUGGGUGUGGGAGAGGCCAUCUCUUCAGAGAAUGUCAAAACAUUACAAGACUGGCGUGCCUAUUCCAGAAGAGACUUUGGAGAAGCUUAUAAAAUCUCGUCUUGCAAACACAGGUCUGCUGAACCUACGCCAGAUAGUUCUGGCUAAGAUUGACCAAGUGUUGCAUACACAAAAGAAUGUGGAUCCAGUGGAUGAGUAUAGAAAGCUGUGCACUGAGAUUCUUGGAGUUCCAGCAACACCAGGGACAAAUAUGCCUGCAACUUUUGGACAUUUGGCUGGAGGAUAUGAUGCCCAGUAUUACGGCUACUUGUGGAGUGAGGUGUAUUCUAUGGACAUGUUCCACGCACGGUUUAAACAUGAAGGAAUCAUGAGCCAGAAGGUGGGUGAAGAUUACAGAAACUUUAUCCUAAAGCCUGGAGGAUCGCUAGAUGCUAUUGAAAUGCUACGUAACUUCCUUGGCCGUGACCCGAAGCAGGAAGCAUUCCUUGAGAGCAAAGGACUGACCAGUCUGUCAUGACUAGUGGCUUCUACCUACUAGUAAACUGGCAUGCAAACACCACACAAGAUUUGAAUUAUUCCAGUUAUUAGGAUAGUUGAAUAGGGACUUCCAAAUGGUUAGUUUUUUUGCACAUCAAGCUAACAAUUGCUGUAUGCAGGUAUUCCCUAUAUACUCAGUGGCAGAACUUGUGAAUGCAUUUUGAAAAUUGUAAACAAUGUGCUCUUGUUACAAAUCAUGAAACUUCAAUUUUUUGUAUACUUUUGAAUCAUAGGAAAACAAUUAAAUAUGUUUUUAACCAUCCAUCUACUCUUCAUCUCUUUAACACAGAGAGAACCAGAUUUGGUCAACACUCUACUUACCUACUUGAAAUAGGGUUCUAUGAAUCAUUACCACUGUGGAAUUACAUGUGCCUAUCUAAAUAAAUGAUUUGAUCCCAG